CGGGUUCUGGGUGCAAGUUACGGGGCGCAGGGACAAGGGGACCCCUCCCUCGCCCUCUGUGGGGACGUGUCAACAGAAACCUUGGGCGUCUAAGCGGGGGAAGCGCUCAGGAUUUUAACCCAUGGGUGUUAAACCUCUGAAGACUGCUUGAGAGGGCCGUGGGCGCCCGGGGUCGUGCGCUGGGCUGUGAAGGGCCUUCCUUCCUGCUCAUCGGACUGCUUCCCCGCAGCAGCCUGACUCCCGGUUUGGUUUUCGAAUCCCCCCCCCCCCCCCAUGUGUGAUGGUUGUUGGAGUUUGCGCUGUUUUGUUUCCGUGUCCAAGAGUUGCCAAGAGCAAGUCAAAAGUCAUUCUGGUGAGAAUGGUGAGUGAAGCUGGGACAGGUUUCUCCUUCAACACGAAGAGAAGCCGACUGCGGGAGAAACUGACUCUGUUGCAUUAUGAUCCAAUUGUGAAACAAAAAGUCCUGUUUGUGGAACAGAAAAAAAUACGCUCCCUCUAAACAAUGGAUUGAAAAUGCACUUGGUUUAUAAAUGAGAAGACCAAGGGCAGGAUACUGAUGCAGAAAUUCUGCAGCUUGUCAGGAAAGAAGAGGAAAUGGAACGGAAUCACUGCCUCCUGUGAUUUGAAGGCCAUUGUGAAGGAAAACAAUACAGUGAAAGAAAGUUCUUCGUGUCGGGACAUAUAGCAUUGCAUCACAUUUAUUUAUCUUUCUGGAUAUUUUUAUAGCCCUUAAUAAAACAUAUUAAAAUA
Molecule: messenger RNA, 750 nt
Organism: Erinaceus europaeus (western European hedgehog)
Lineage: Eukaryota; Metazoa; Chordata; Mammalia; Eulipotyphla; Erinaceidae
Gene: MRPL33
Product: mitochondrial ribosomal protein L33
Exons: 4
Coding region: 281-499 (72 amino acids)
Biological process (GO): translation
Cellular component (GO): ribosome; mitochondrion
Molecular function (GO): structural constituent of ribosome
Source: RefSeq, a predicted model, not a curated record